Messenger RNA from Habropoda laboriosa, 1548 nucleotides. Its product is annotated as proclotting enzyme-like. NCBI's taxonomy places the organism in Eukaryota, Metazoa, Arthropoda, Insecta, Hymenoptera, Apidae. The transcript is spliced from 9 exons. The record is from RefSeq and is a predicted model, not a curated record. The coding region runs from base 1 to 1548 and encodes 515 amino acids. Gene Ontology annotation, molecular function: serine-type endopeptidase activity. Gene Ontology annotation, biological process: proteolysis.
AUGGAUGCAGCGAAGUCGUGUCAAUGCUUGCUCAUAGGAAUAGUCCUCGUCGUCUCCUCGAACCGUGCCACAAGUCACACAGAGAUCUCCGGAUCGAGUCUCGAGAAGCCAGAAGCGAUCUUGAGUCCCGGUUACCUCGAUUCGCGUAGCAACGAUGUGAAUCACACCGAUUUAACUCUAAAUUCCACACGUAGACGUCGAUACGUCCGUUUUCCAACUGGUCCAGCCGGUUAUUUCUUCGAAGGUGGCGGUCCUCCGAUAGGAAGGAACAUCGGUGGUGUACACCCUGGUGUUCGUUUCCCGUCUUGGAGACAGCAUAAAUCCCUCUGGAGGGGUCCUGUAUCGGAGUACAAUAGACCAGUGAUGGGCCAUCGAACUCCAAGGCUAAUCUUCCGAGACAACGACUUUCCACCCCCUGGGGGAGGCGGCGCGUCCUCUUUCUUCCAGCAAUCCAACCACUUGCCCGACUUCGAGGACGAGAUCAGAGAUCAUCGAAAGCAAACGCUCGACGAUUACCCUAAGUUAGAGUCAGAGCCGCGUCAACAAAGUAGACCGCUGUGGAAAGGUGACGAUACGUUGUGCGCUGACGGACGAAGCUGCGAAUUUUUUCUAAUGUGCUGGAUGUCCGCUGGCCUAUUGGACGGCAGUUGCGGUGGCAUCAUGUACGCUUGUUGUCAGCGGCGAGAACCGAAAGGUAGCUCUGAUUAUAACCUGAUCGAGGCACCUAGAGAUCAAUCUCAGCCACUUCCGUUGGAUACUUACACGGAGACCGCCAAUGAUGAUCGCUGCGGGAUUCCCGCCUCGAAGCAGACCGCCCAAAGGAGAAUCGUCGGUGGCGACGACGCUGGAUUCGGUAGCUUUCCAUGGCAGGCGUACAUAAGAAUAGGAUCCAGCCGAUGCGGAGGCACGCUCGUUAAUCGAUUUCACGUCGUCACUGCUGGCCACUGCGUAGCCAAGGCCUCAGCUCGUCAAGUACAGGUCACUCUAGGCGACUACGUGGUCAAUUCAGCCAGCGAAUCCUUGCCUGCGUACACGUUUGGAGUUAGGGAGAUUCGCGUUCAUCCUUACUUCAAAUUCACCCCUCAGGCUGACAGGUUCGACGUAGCUGUUCUUCGAUUAGACAGACCAGUUCAUUACAUGCCUCACAUCGCGCCGAUCUGUUUGCCCGAGAAGAACGAGGAGUUCCUGGGACAGUACGGUUGGGCUGCAGGAUGGGGCGCUUUGCAGGCUGGAUCGAGGUUGCGCCCGAAAACACUUCAAGCAGUGGAUGUUCCUGUGAUAGACAAUCGAGUCUGCGAGAGGUGGCAUCGAUCGAAUGGAAUUAACGUGGUGAUCUACGACGAGAUGAUGUGUGCUGGUUAUCGCGGAGGUGGAAAAGACUCCUGUCAGGGCGACAGUGGAGGACCGUUGAUGUUAGAGAAGACAGGAAGAUGGUAUCUGAUUGGCAUCGUUUCAGCUGGAUACUCGUGCGCUCAGCCGGGUCAGCCAGGGAUCUAUCAUCGAGUGGCUAAAACCGUGGACUGGAUAACUUACGUUAUCAACUCGUAG